Schistocerca piceifrons (Central American locust) is the source of this 7113-nucleotide messenger RNA. Its product is annotated as DNA fragmentation factor subunit alpha-like. The record is from RefSeq and is a predicted model, not a curated record. The transcript has 6 exons. Gene Ontology annotation, biological process: apoptotic process; regulation of apoptotic process. NCBI's taxonomy places the organism in Eukaryota, Metazoa, Arthropoda, Insecta, Orthoptera, Acrididae. The coding region runs from base 135 to 746 and encodes 203 amino acids.
CAUUGCUUAAUGUGACUGUGACAUUUAAAUAGGCGUGUCUGUUGAUACCUAGUUAGACGGGUUGCCUGUGUAGCCGGAUUACUUUUCUGUGCUAAUGUAUUUCUGAAAGUAUUCCAUAAGCUGGCAUACCACCAAUGGAAAAGAGCACCGAAGAAUCGCAGUUAGUUAAAGGGAUACCCCUUAAAGUUGUUGACUUAGCUCGUGAAUGUAAAAAAGGUGUCGUAGCCUCGACUCUGCAGGAAUUAAUAAGUCGAGCUCGUGGAAAACUUGGUGUCCCUGACAAUGUUCCAGUCAAAAUUGUGUUGGAACAAGAUGGAACAGAAGUUGAUGACGAUGAGUACUUCAGUACAGUGGAAAAGAAUACUGUUGUAAUGCUACUGAAGAAUGAUGAAAAAUGGUUACCACCUGGAAAAUUCCACAGAGUAAGACGAAUCUCAGAUGAAACAGAUGGACCAAGGUUUGGCCCUAAGGACAAGGAACUUAGUAGUUUGGUCGAUAGACUGCAAGGAGAUCUGACUCACAUUUCGAUGUUAGGUGGAAGAGAAUUGGAGCUGUUGAGUAACAUGGAUCCUGAAAGUCUGAUAGACAUUUUUCCUGAAAGUGAAAUAUUUUUGGUGCAACUGAAGGAAGCAAGUGGAAGAUUCUUAUCAGAGAAACGGCAGGCUCAAGAGGCCCUAGAAUUGCUCAAAUUGUAUCGUGGAGGGCAGCAGGAGGAAGUGGUACAAGUCAAGAAAGAAAAAGUGUAAGAUUGUUCUAUCCUGCAUGGAAUAUUUAUCAGCCACUCCCACAGCAGUAGCUAUAAAGUUAUUGUCUGCUUUAUUGUUCUCUAACAUAUCAGUGUCUUGAAUUAAAAUUAAGAUAUUUCUUGUUUUCCAAAUUAAGUUAUAGAUGUAAUGGUAUGUGCAUGUCUAACAUAAGACUAUUAGUUUAAAUUAAUAAUUGUAAUUUAUCUGCAAAUUUAGGAUUGCUGUGCAGUAUGUCCAGAGUAGUAUUGAGAUUUGUUGUAUAACUGUGCAACAAUAGGAAAAAAAAUUAAAACACAACCUGACCGCACACUGCCAGAAACCUGUAACAGAUACAAAGUUCAUGGAUUUGCACAAUAUUUGAUAUUGACAGGAUUUCCCCACUAGCUGGAUAGGCUCUGUGUCUUUGUUCAUUGUUAAUAUCAUCAGUAGUAGUGAAUGCUCAGGUAAAAUGCAUUGUAUGCAAUUAUAUUGUUAGGAUUUUACAAUCUGAAUCUGAAUUUUUAAUCUUUAAUACAAGCAUUAAGGAAAGUUCUUUGAUGGUUGGGAGUUUUAAUAUGGUCAGAUAACUGCAGAAUGAAAAUUAGCAUAAAAUUUGUGACAUGAUAUUGCUCUGGUGGAAAGUAUUUUUAUUGGUAAGGAGUUGCUGUUAAUGAUUUUUUGAGUAGGCAACAGAUAAUGAUGAUAUGUAUAUCUUUGGGUCUGUAUUUGAUGUAAUAAAAUAGCGAAAAGAAAGAAAACCAAAAGAUUGCCAAAGUCUGCAAUAUUAAUUUCUGUUGACAGCAUAGAAAAUUUUCCUGAAUGGCCAGGUGUUAUAUGUGCUGUGACAGAUAUUGUACAGAUCAUUCAGUAAAUGACUAGAGAUUUUUAUCACAAACAUUUAUUAUGUGGAUACAAAAGGCUUAUGGUAACAAAUUUACAAUCAUAGUUUUAACUGAAAUGAAGAAAGACUGAAAAAGGCUCAUUUUUAAAAGUAAUUCGUUCAUAACUAAGGCAACUAGUGAAAAUACAUUGACUUUAAAAGCUGUGAACUGAACUAUUAGCUUCUACCUAUUCAGACAGCUCAAUUAAAUUUAAACUUAACACAUGAUCUAUAAAGUAAUUCAGGUUUCUAUUUUACUUUAAUCACUCAUUGUAUAAAAUUAUUAACUAAUUGAAGCUCAUUUCUCAUAUACCACUGUGUAUAAAAUACUAUUGUUGAUUUGAACACUUACGCUCACAAAACUGGAGUUAUAAACAAAUUCAAAUACUGCAAGACUGACUGACAUUGAGGAUAGUAAACAGUUCAUUGCUCAAAUCUCAAUAAACUUACGGAUCUACUUUUAUACAAAUGUGAACGUAAUUUUGGCCUUUGAAAAGUAUUUCAUAACAUCAUUGUUCAUAAGACCUGUAGUAGUUGCAUCACUAUGAAUGAAUGGAGUGAUAUGCAGUUUUAUGAUAAGGAUAGUUACAGGAAUUGUAGUUAUGGAGAAAAUGACGUAGAGAUGUAUAUUUUAGAAUACUGUUAAGCACAAUGUUGUGAAAUGAUUCAUCUUGGCUGGAUCCAAUUUACUUGUUCUGAUUGAAUCAUUGAAACAGUAGUUAGAAGGGGACAAUACAUUUGAAAAUACUUCAUGGUGCCUGGAGUAGGGAAAAGAAAUUAUGAAUGGUUUGGAAGAGUAGCUAUUUUGUGAGAUCCAUACCUUUUUCUGCAUUUAAUGGAAUGUGUGUACUAAAGCUGCUAGGAUAAGAGGUAGCUUUCUCCUUCUCCAUGGCUCCUUUGUGCAAUUUAUUAAUUGUGCAUCUUUUUGAAAAUGAAAUAUGCCGUGCAUAAUAAGUAAGGCAUAUAUAAGUUACAUCUCAUUACCACUGCCAAACUUAAAUUCACUUUUCAACUUCAGAUUAUUUAUUUUGUAAACUUAAAUGCACUUUAUAAGAUGGGGUAACAUUGCUCUUAACUGGAUGCCUCUUUGUGUGAAAGUACUAAAAGUGGCAUUCAAAAAUAGUAUCUAAACUUAUUUUCCUUUAUCCUUGGAAUAUUUAGUUUUCUGGCCAAAAGCAUAAAGUAUAUAAUUCCAGGGGUGACAGCAAUUUUUCUUUUUUCCAAAAACAUUGAUGGUUUUUUGUGGAAGUACUGUGAAUUCCUCUAAAUGCCUUCUAAAACAGUGAUACAAAUAGUAUAUUACAUGUUAAACCAUAAGCAGAAAACUAGAUUAGAAAUAAUAUAAAAGAUAUAUGAAAAUUGGUUUAUACUGGAACAUAUAGAUAUGUAUACACAUUUAGCUUCAUGCUAACAAUUAUGGAAAUAGCUUGAAGAAUAUGGAGCUAUGUAUAAUGACUGCACUGCUAUUUGGCAAAAUGAAGUGGAAAAAUAGUUGCUCAGAGAACUGAAAGGAAAUGGAUAAUCGGUAGAUUAAAUAUUUCUGUUACUGCCUGCCCUGAAGUUAAUAUUGAUAAAAAUGCUGUUGAUGUGAUGUGUCUAACAUAGUUACAGAUGCACAUUAGAAAUAUGUAGUUAGGUGCUGUAAUAAAGGGUACCUCUAUACCUGUUCUGUAAGUGGUAAUAAUUUGGUUUGUACUAUUUUUCAUCAAGACUUAGUUAUUUAUACUUUAUCGUAGCAGCAUUCUAAAAGUGACUGAGCUAUAACAUGGAAGAAUGCAUAUGGUUGCAUCCACAGUUUGUCUAAUGGUUCUCCAUUAAUUUAAAUCACAACCCCGGAGUAACUUGCCUGUGGUUUAUGCAAAAUUUAAAACACUUGUAGUUUCAUAAAUCUCACCCCCUCCUUUCCCCUCUUUGCCACCCCCACCACCACCACCACCACCACCACCACCACCACCCACAUUAAUAUACACCUUCUAUUUUAUUAUUUGUUGUGUAUGUCCUCCUCCUCCAACUCUUCCUCUUUCCCAUCGUUGUUGUAUCUCCUGCAAUGAAAUUUGUGACAGCAUAUUUUUUGUAAUUGCAGAAGGUCCGUGAGUGUUGGUGAAAUAUAUUUUCUGAGAAGAUACAUGGCCAAAUAAAAUUUUAAUGAUAAAUUAGCUGCAUUUAUACCACAUUGCCAGAAACUUCACUGAAAACAGGUUAUUUAAGUUUUACUUUUCUUGUAAGAAAUAUGCAUGGUGAAUUUCCUGAUGAAAUUGAACAAUUUUGAAUAGUAAUUGGGUACCAGAUCAUUCACUAUCAAUAUGAAGUAUUGAGUGGUUGAUGGUCAUCUGAAAGGGUCAUGAAACAGUAUUCAAGUAGAAGAGAAAGUGUCAUAAAAAAGACAAGAUAAAUAAAAAUAUUGGUGAAAGGCAAAAAUAACAGUAACAAGGAAACAUCAGAAAAGUUUGGAGGCAAAAGAGUGUACAGUAUGACAGGAAAGUUACCUAUCCUCCAAGCACUUUUCUUGUCACCUAGCUUGCAAUUCUGCCCCUUUUUUUCUUAGGGCGUUUCCUGCACAGCAAUUGAAAUUUCUCUGUUCCCUUCCCUCUCCUCACCCUAUGCACUUGUGAAUGUGUACAGGCAUCCUUACCAAUCCUAAAAAGAAGUUUGGAAGCAUUACUGAUCAUUCCUCCUCCUCCUCCUCCUCCUCCUCCUCUUUCUCCUCUUGGCAUGCCUGUCUGCCACUCAGCACUUUGUCCCAAAGACCACUAGUGGACUGUCCUCUCAUUCACUGUUUUAAUCAUAAAAAAAGCUUUAAAAAUGACUGAAAUGGUAGAAAUAGAAAAUAUGUGGGCAAGUCAUCCAGAAGUCAUACUAUUUAAUUGUUUCAUUACAAUGAGGAAUAUCAUGAGAAGAUGCAUUCUUUAACAAUGAUUGACCAUGGGGGACUGUGCAAGUAUGUGGGAAAACAGUUCUAAAAGUUGUGAACUCUACUAUGUUCUGUAUGCCGCCUGCUCUUGUCAAGUAAUUGUGCUUGAAAUAUAAACAAAUUUUUUAAACAUCCAAAUAUUAUUUGGCUCAAAGAAGGUGGCCUAUCCAAAGGAAAGGUACACUUUCAUGUGCAGUAAUUGAUCAUGGGAUCAUAUGGGUCUGUAUUUGAUGUAAUAAAAUAGUGAAAAGGAAGAAAACCAAAAGAUUGCCAAAGUCUGCAAUGUAAGUGAAGUACCGUCAUUACCUCUUGGCUGUUAUCAGAUAAUUUCAAUCGUUUGUAGUUAGAUUCUAAACUGUGAACAAUUCUGAAAGAAAGUAAGAUCUUUAGGGCAACACCUUAAGAAUUUACACAGGAUAUUCAUAGCAUUUUAUGGAUAGAAAUAAACAAAAGAAUUUUUUGGCACUUCAGUUCACUUUGUGUAUAUUUUACUUCCCAUAAAAGGUUAGUUAAUAAGUAUUCUUAGCUCAGUGACAUGGAACAUUGUCAUCUAGAAACUUGCUAUCAGUGGUAGGACAUACAAAUCACCAAAAAGUUGAAUGUAAAGACUUCAGUAUUGAUUCAGUUUCACCAGCAGUCUUUAACCAUAAGUGGAAUCCAUCCUGUACGACUUUGGAGAAUCAGUAUAUUGCAAGGUGCAGUGGAGACAAUUUGGGAGUGCACCAUGUAUAUUGCUCAUUGGUGAAUAUACUUGAGUUUAUGAAGAGGUGCAUGAGGUGAUAUAGAAGUUUGUAAUCAAACUCUGAUAAGUGUCAUUGUGUAGACAUAAUCUUAUUAGGAGGCAUUUCAGAAAAUAUGCAAAGAUCAUGUGAAAUAACUGUUAUGCUCUGUUUAUGUAUACAGCUUUCAUGUUAUUCCAGUGGCUCUUGACUAUUAUAGUUGACUAUUAUUUCUGACUCAUGAUUUUAUACAUUUGGCUCUGUAAAGAAACUGAAGUCCAAGGCAAAAAGGUAAAUGUGUUAGACUUUUUUGUUGAAACUAAAAGAAAACCUCACUAUAAGAAAUUUUUUUCCGUGUCUUGUUUUGAAAGAUAUUAGCUGUCUGAAAUGAGACAGUUUCUUUGUUUCUUACAUCAAGUCACUACUCCCUCACCUUUUUCAAACUUGAUAUGUUCUCAGUGUUACAUUUUAUUCAUCUUUCUUACAUUUAUGCAUUUUGCCUGGUUCUAAGUGAAACUUACUAAAUGAUUAACAGUACUAAUUUUAAAUACUGUUGAGCAAUUAGUGUAAAUAUGUAAAGAGUUAAAUACAAUACCUAUUGCUUGGGUGUUAUAUGAAAAGUAAUGCUGUCAUGUAACAUUUUACUGUAUGCUACUUCUCAUUGGAAUUGUAGUGUGUGAAAGAUGGCUUUCUUAAAAAUAUUUUGUGUCCAUAUCUAAAAUUCCUUCAAGUAUUGUAUACCAAAACACACAGAAAAUGUAUUUGUUCAACAUAAGAAACAAUUAUUUCCGAGCAGGUAUGAAUAUAGAAAUUAAAAGUGUGGUGGGAGCUUGGGUGCAGAGAGAGUCUCAGAGGAAAACUAAUUGGGAGUUAUUUGAAAAUCAAUAAUAUUUUUUGCAACACGGACAAACUAUUGUUGUUCACAUAGGAAAAUGGAUCAGCUUUCUGUUUGCAUUUUCAUCUUGUAAAGGCAGUAUACUUAAAACAUUGCAAAAUCAUAACAAUUAAACUUUUAUAGUACAAUGUUAUGACGGCAGAAGAUAAACAGCAGUUUGGAAGAAUAUUUGCUGAGUAUAACUGGAGCAAACAAUGAUUAAUAAUUGUAUUCUGUGACAAAAGUUUGAUACGAGCAGUGAAAUUGUGUUUCUUGGUUUGUCAUAAGUAUUGCCAUAGAAUACACUGGAGAGCUUGUUAUGCAGGUUAAACUUAAAGCUACAGUGGCACUAUGUCAGUUUUAUGUGGGAAGAACAAUUUUCAAGGUUUCAGUGUAUGACUUUAUUUUUGAAAGAAAACGUACCUGUUCAGCGGGAUAUCAUUGCAUUAUGAUGUCAAUAUCAAAGUAAUGUCUGACAUGUUUCUUGAAUUCAGAACAACAACAUACUCCAUAAUCUGGCAAAAACCAUCAUAGCAGUUUAUCAAAACCUCCGCCUCUCAAGGAGAACCAUAAGUUUGUAUGUAUGUAUGUAUUUAUUUAUUCACACACAAAAAAUUUCAAUUUUGGGUCACUCCUAUAAACACACAUUUUGUGAUUGUUUAUUUGGAAUCUAUUUCAUACAUAAUUGUUGUAAGCUACAUUAUCUCUAAAACAUAUUUGAAAUAUACUCUUUGUUGUGCAUGCAGCAUGUCAUAAGUUGCAAUUUUAAAAACUGAUUGUAUUAAUAUAUGUACAGUGAAAAACAUGUAAUAUUUGUAUCACCUUCAUUAUUGGAAAGAACAUUGUAAUGUUCUAAUAUUGAGUGCAUUAGAAACAUUCUUUCAGAGUGUAUCAUGUUACUGUAACCUCUAAAUUGUAAGAGUGGCUAAUGUCAGGAGCACCUAUACUAGAGCUAUUGGAUGUAAACUUUAUAAUACCUCUGAUUAAAUACUGUUUGUUUUGUA